AUGGCAGGGCAGGGUCCCCCGAAGGAGCUCUGCGAGGGAGCCUCUUGCUCCGUCUGCCCGGACCCGGGGAGCAUCGCCCAGUGCGGCCACAGUUUCUGCCUCGCCUGCCUGACCCGGAGCCGGGGGGCGUCGGGGGCAGAGGCUUCCUGCUGCCCCCAAUGCAAGGGAAGAGCUCAGGAGGGGACCCUCCGGCCCAACCAGCAGCUGGCCAAUUCUGUGGAAAUAACCCAGAAACUCAGUCCUCGGGAGGGAAAGGAGGAGACCAGGAAAGGGCAGAAGCGAAGGAGGGGGGUCUGCGAGAAGCACCAGGAGCCCCUGACGUUUACCUGCAAGGAGGACGAAGCCCCCCUCUGCGGGGUCUGCAGCAGAUCCGAGGAGCACCAAGAUCACCAGGUGGUUCCUCUGGAGGAGCCUGCCGGAGAGAAGAAGAUAUUCGUGGCAGCCAGAAAGGAGAGAGUUUGCCAGAAGCAUCAGGAGCCGCUGAAGCUCUUCUGCAAAGAAGAUGAAGCCCUCAUCUGUGUGGCCUGUGACCUGUUAAAAGAGCACAAGAAUCAUGAAAUCAUUCCUGUGGAGGAGGCUUCUCAGGAGUACAAGGAUCAGUUCUGCAAUUGUAUGGAGAUGCUGCGGAAGGAGAAGGAAGACAUUCUGGCGUAUAAAGCCACCAUAGUGAAAGAAAGCCAAGAUCUGCUUAAGCAAACCAAAGGAGAGCAGCAGGAGACAGCGACCAAGUUCAGGCAACUGCAUAAAUUUCUGGAUAAGCAAGAGAAGCUUUUGCUGACCCGAAUGGAAGAGGUGGAGAAGGAGGUAGCAUGGAAAACGGACCAGCGCCUGGCCAAACUCUCUGAGGCACUUUCCUCUCUUGAAAGCCUCAUCCAGGAGAUGGAGGAGAAGUGUCAGCAGCCGGCCAGUGAACUCCUGCAGGAUGCCAGAAGCAUCUUGCAGAGGUAUGAAGAAAAGGAGGCAUUUGAGGAACCAGUGGCUUUUCUUCUUGCACUGAAGUCCUGCAUCUGGGACUUGCCGGAUUUAAAUCCCCUUUUGGAGAGCAUCAAGGAGCAAUUCAAAGACACUCUGGAUUCUGGACUUCACCUGCAGAAAGCAAAUGUGACUCUGGAUCCGGACACAGCCAACUGCUACCUUGUCCUGUCUGAGGAUCGGAAAAGCGUGAGAGAUGGAGAAAAAGCUCAAGCUCUGCCCAGCAAUCCUGAGAGAUUUGAAAGCCAUUACAUUGUUCUGGGCCAGGAGGGAUUCACAGCAGGCCGCCAUUUCUGGGAUGUCCUUGUGGGAAGUGAGGGAGGAUGGCGGGUGGGGGUGGCCAGAAAGUCUGUGAGGAGGAAGGGAAGGAUGACCUUUGGUCCUGAGGAAGGGAUCUGGGCUGUGGAGAAGUCGUGGUGGGGCUGCAUCAAGGCUACCCUAAAAGGCAAACACCCUCCCCUUACCCUGACCGGGGAACUGAAGAGGAUCCGAGUCUGCCUGAACUACGCUGGGGGCCGAGUGGCCUUUUUGGACGCUGACCGAGGAUCCCUGAUCCACGAGUUCUCCGGAGCCUCCUUCCGUGGAGAGACCCUCCUGCCCUUCUUUUGGACAUGGGAAAAAGCCCACCUCAAACUCUCUCCUUAA
Messenger RNA from Euleptes europaea (tarantolino), 1617 nucleotides. Its product is annotated as E3 ubiquitin-protein ligase TRIM7-like. The record is from RefSeq and is a predicted model, not a curated record. Gene Ontology annotation, molecular function: zinc ion binding; protein binding. Bases 1 to 1617 code for a protein of 538 amino acids. The transcript has 8 exons. Lineage: Eukaryota; Metazoa; Chordata; Lepidosauria; Squamata; Sphaerodactylidae.